Molecule: messenger RNA, 2883 nt
Organism: Trypanosoma cruzi
Lineage: Eukaryota; Euglenozoa; Kinetoplastea; Trypanosomatida; Trypanosomatidae
Product: small nuclear ribonucleoprotein component, putative
Exons: 1
Coding region: 1-2883 (960 amino acids)
Biological process (GO): mRNA splicing, via spliceosome
Cellular component (GO): U4/U6 x U5 tri-snRNP complex; cytosol; U2-type catalytic step 2 spliceosome
Molecular function (GO): U5 snRNA binding; GTPase activity; GTP binding
Source: RefSeq, a predicted model, not a curated record
AUGGAUUUUGGGUACGAUGAGCAGGGCAACCGGCUGAAUCAUGAUGACAGCAGCAGCAACUACGAUGACAGCGACCGUGAGGUUGCUUCUGUAAGCGAUGACGAUGCUUGGAAGCGGGCGGGAGGCGGCAGUGGCGAUGAUGAUGAUGACGAUGACGAUGAUGAUAGUUCCCUGCGGCAACGUCAUGGGAGGUCAAAUGGAGGUGGAACAGAUGGUUCAAGCAGUGCCUUCAGUGACGACGUUGAGCUCAUCAUUGGCGAGGCUGGAAAUCAAACCAUUGCUGAACCGCUUGUAGAUGAAAAAGACGUUGUUUCGUAUUUUCGUGCGGAUGGGGCGCGCGGUAAGUUCCUUUUUGAGGACCGGCGUGCGGCACCGCUGCUCAUUCAAGAUACACACGCGGCACCAUCUUCGGAACGUGAAUUUUUAGAUCUCCUGUGCGGCAUCCCUUCGCGGCAACGCAACGUGGCACUUGUUGGUCACCUGCACCAUGGAAAGACUUCUCUGCUCACUAUGCUUCUUGGGGGCCGUGCGUACCGUCAGCGUGAGGACGAGGUGGAGCGCAAAAUUUCUCUUAAAAGCAGUGUUGUGACGGAGGUGGUGUCGGGGGCACACUACCAGCAGGCCUCUCACCUCGUCAGUUUCUGUGACACACCUGGUCAUCCCGACUUUGCGGCGGAGACGGCAGCAGCCCUGCGCUUGGCAGACGCCGCAAUAUUUUGUGUCGACGCGGUUGAGUCCAUAACACGCAACGCUGUCCGGCUUUUGCGACAGACGGUGCUGCAGGAAAAUCUCCCAGUGAUGCUUGUCAUCACGAAGGUCGAUCGUCUCAUCAUGGAUCUCAAGCUACCGCCACUGGACGCCUACCGCAAGUUGCGGACGGUGGUGGAUGCUGUCAACAACGAGAUUGCUGGCUUUGGUUCCCCGUUUCUUGUUUCCCCACAGAACGGCACCGUCUGUUUCGCGUCGUCAAGACUUGGGUUUUGCUUUACGACGGAGACCUUUGCACUGAAGUACAGCCGUGAGUACCCUUCCGUUGACCCAGUCGCACUGUCGCAGCAGCUUUGGGGACAAGUUGCCUUUGAGAAGGGGCAAUUUGUGAAGAUCAAAAACUUCACACAGAGACCCGCGUUUGUCACGCUGAUUCUUGAGCCGCUGUACAAAAUUGUCGCCCAUGCCCUGACCGGCAAAGGGCACGAAGUCCUUAGCAGCCGUCUCCAUCCCCACCCACGGGAUCCUGUCGCUGCAGCACGAGAGGCCGUACAACUCUUUUUUGGCGACGCCGCCACAGAAGGCAUUGACGCACUUCUCAAUGUAAUGCCAAAGGCUGAUGUGCGCCUGAACUGGCUUCGGCUGCGUUAUGGACUCACAUGUGAGACGCAAAAUUCGGUGCUCGCCAUUGCACCGCUGCUGCGUUCGCAAAAUAAUGGAGAAGAGAAUUUUGCAAUUGUUCGUGUACUGCAUGGUGUUCUAAAACGAAGCAUGAAAUUGGUUGUUGUGGAUGAACACUCCAGCGACGCUGAGCCCUUCUACACCUUUGUUGUGAAGGAGCUGCUUCUGAAGAUGUUAAAUGGGCUUGUUGAAGUAGAUGCCGCGCACGCAGGUCAGGUGGUUUUUCUUACUGGUUUUGGUACACGACCAGGGAGUCAUCUUGUUCUCGUUGGUGGUGCCAUCGCUGAUCCCCUUUUGAUGGAAGAUGACGCGGUUGACGUGGGAGAAACCGCAUCAGGAGAUUGGCUUGACGAUGUGCGGGUGUAUCCCCUCAAAUGUGGAGACCCCAUGGUGCAUGUUGGGGUGGAGCUGAAGGAUCCCAAAAAGAGUGCACAGCUGCAGCGUGGUCUUCAGAUCCUAUUGCGGACAACACCCGGACUUGAUGCACACAAGGAAGAGACAGGGGAAUUUACUCUUACUGGGUAUGGAGAAUUGCAUCUUGACACGGCUCUGCACGAACUACGCUGUGGUCUCUGCAAAGGUGUAAAAAUUGGGAUAUCGCAGCCAUUUGUUUCCUUUUCUGAGACGGUGCUGGAGAAGAAUGGCGUGCUUGCCGUGAGCGGCUCCAAACGGGCUCAGAUUGGGUGCACAAGUGGCGCCAUGAAUCGUCAACUUGUAGAUCACGUGGAGUACGAGCAGAUCGAUCUUUUCCCCUCCGACGGCAGUAGUGUUGUGAAGCUCUGGACGACACUGCGGCAGUAUGGAAUGGAUGCCCUGGACGCCCAACACGUCAUGGCGGCUGGCCCCCACGCAACGAAAGGCCCAAGUUUGCUCAUCAAUGACACUAUUGAGGAGGAGCAACAGGAGUUCGCCCCGUUGACACAACAGCGUUUGCAGGCUAUUGCCGUUGGAUUUCGCUCUGCGGUGGCUUCUGGUCCUAUUACUGGCGACGUUGUUCGUGGCGCAGCGGUGCGAAUUGUCUUUGCUGACGUGGAGGCGGAAACGAAGGAUGCGGCGAUCAUUUCAACUGCGCGGACGACAGUGAAGCAGGCGCUUCUUGGCGGACUGCCACGUCUUCUUGAGCCGGUGCUUGCUGUCGACAUUACAUGUCCUCCUGAAUGUGUUGGAAAAAUUUCAGAGAUUCUGCAGAUGCGCCGAGGAAGUGUUUUGUCGGAGGAGCCGAUUGCCGCCACAACCCUUGUGUGCGUGCGUGCGCUGGUGCCGGCGAUGGACAGCUUCGGCCUGGAAACGCAAAUGCGCAUGCUGACCCAAGGCGAGGCAUUUCCGCUCUUCAGCUUUGACCGUUGGGACCUUGUGCCCGGCGACCCCUUCGAUGCGUCCAUUCACGUUGCUCCGCUUCAGCCAGCGCGUGGUUACCAGCUGGCACGGGACUUCACGCUCAAGACUCGAUUUCGAAAAGGCCUGCCACCACUUCUCGCCGAGUUUCAGGCGUGA